This is a messenger RNA of Leptomonas pyrrhocoris, 1348 nucleotides long. RefSeq lists its product as hypothetical. The record is from RefSeq and is a predicted model, not a curated record. NCBI's taxonomy places the organism in Eukaryota, Euglenozoa, Kinetoplastea, Trypanosomatida, Trypanosomatidae. The coding region runs from base 428 to 1348 and encodes 306 amino acids. The transcript has a single exon.
AGUCGACGACUACGAAAUAUCUGUUCCGUGCCGCACCGCGAAUAACCCUUGUGCCAACCGUUAUAUUACCUGUCUUCACAGCUAUUCCGCUGUCACUCUUUCGGGUCUGUUUUUGUUAUCCGCAUUCUCUCUUUCAUCGAUCUUCUUACUUUUAUUUUUACUAUUCCUCCACUAUUUGCGUGAACGUCUCCUUAACAUAUCUAUUUCGCCUGCUCUAAAAUUAUAUCAUAGCGGCUCCUUGCUUUCCGCCGUACUCCCUUUUUUAUAUUGUUCUGUUUUCGGUACACAGCCGACGGCUACGAUUAACACGUCACAGCACGAUCCUCCACCGCGGAAGAGGACGUCUUUCUUGGUUUAUCGCUCCUGUGUAUCCCCACACCUCCUCACUCUCUUUUACCUUCUCUCCUUCUCCCCCACGCUCUCCCCCAUGGCGAUCGAAGGCACCCAGCAGACUGAGGGCGUCUGCCGUGCGCAGAAGGAGUGGGUCCUCAAGGUGAAGUCGACGGCCACGCUGCUCUCCCGCAGCGCCGCCCAGGCACAGCGCAACUUCGAUCAAUACCUGACCGCCAUGGAGCACGUCGCGGCGCUGUACAAGGACUACGGUGCCCUGCUAAGUACCGCGAAGGCGCCGUUUCUUGCCAUUGAGGCCGACAUCCCCGACUUGGCGGAGCUGAAGGCGAACACGGCCCGCAUGCACGCCAUCGUGCACAGGUGGGAGCACUCCGAGGUUCUCUACGCCGUGCGCGGCCAACUGCAUGUGCAGACCGACGUCCUCAAGUCGCGCAGCGCCCUCGCCGCGAAGGCGCUCGACGGGUGCGUGGAGCGGGAAAACUUAAUGAGCGCCUACGUAGUGAAGAGCGCGAGGCUGGCGCGUAAGCUGCGCAAUCAAAGCCCGGAGGCAGAGGAGCUGCAGAAGGAAUGCGACAAGCUCGAGCGCCGCCUCGGGGAGAUGCAGGCGACGACGCAGAAGAACGUGGAGGCGGUCGCGGUGAAGUCCAGCGCCAGCCUGACGCACCUCACCGCGAAGUUCUGCAAGGCCAUGUACAAGAACGGCGCGUACCUGGAGAAAAAAUUCCGCCCAAGCCAUCUCGGCGUGGGGGAGGAGGACGUCUCGAGCUUCAGCGAGACGGACGAGAACAGCGCCAUCACCGGCGUGUUUGGUGGUCUGCGCAGUCCACAAAGCGAGCGUUCGUCCGUCACGGCGAGCGGCAUUUACGGACUAAACCGCAACCGUUACCAUCCACAGGAGGCGCAGCGGCCUUUGCUUGCCGCGGUGGACAACCCACAGAGCACCGGCAUCCCUCUCCGCUACCACCCCGAGGCACCCACAGCUGUCAACACACAAUAA